Osmerus eperlanus (European smelt) is the source of this 1678-nucleotide messenger RNA. RefSeq names its product chromosome 5 C15orf40 homolog (gene c5h15orf40). Gene Ontology annotation, cellular component: cytoplasm. The record is from RefSeq and is a predicted model, not a curated record. Bases 112 to 621 code for a protein of 169 amino acids. The transcript has 4 exons. NCBI's taxonomy places the organism in Eukaryota, Metazoa, Chordata, Actinopteri, Osmeriformes, Osmeridae.
ACACGCGCAGAAGCAGUGUCAUAUCAGCAACGGUGUUUCCGGGUCGUAGUCAUUCACUUUUCCAAAAGUAAACAUCUCUACACAUUGGACACCUAGAACACUAAUUUCUCAAUGUCCAAAGUAACCAUUUCACUCAUUUUAAAGAGAGAUUUGCAUAUAUACAGUAACAUUCUGUUUCACUUCCGCCGAAAUUAUCUACCUACCUUCCGAGGAUUCACCCUCAUUCGAAAUUUAUCUGAGAAGCACCAAAUGCCAAAGAAAGACAAAACGUGUAAAGGUUCACAGAAUAAGAAGUCGGAAACAUGCGUGUCCCCAUCAGGUCCUGUGGCUUGUAACAAGAGGGGAGAUGUUACAAUUUCAGUGCACGCGAAGCCUGGCUCUAAACAGAACGCGAUUACAGAUGUGAGUGCUGAAGCUGUAGGUGUUGCCAUUGCUGCACCACCAACAGAUGGGGAAGCCAAUUCUGAACUGGUCCGGUACCUCUCUAAGGUUCUGGACGUGAAGAAAAGUGAAGUAACUUUGGAUAAGGGCUCUAGAUCCAGAGAGAAGGUGAUCAAGCUGUCAGGAUCCCUAACCCCAGAAGAAGUGCUGGAAAGGUUAAAGAAGGAGGCAACUGGAUAACCAUAACCUUAUGGUCUCUAAAGGGUGAAGUGUUCUACCUAGAUUAUAAUGGUACUGUCUUCGCAUUCAUGUUGCACAGGCUCUGCAGCCCCCCCAUCACCACCACCACAAUAUAAUAAGUACAACAUACAACAUUUUGUUUUCAUCACUGUCUCAAAUAUUUGGUUACACACACAACAGUCUGUAAAACCUUCUACAGAAAAAUAAUUAUUGUUUUGUGUCAUAAACAAAAACACAGCAACAGACUUCUUUACUUUCUCCAUUUAUUUCAUUUGCUUACACAGCCACACUGCAAAAUGUAGAAGUUUUUACUGAACAUGCAGUAACUACCACUAAUGCAAUGGUUCUAAAGAUAUAUUUAGGUCUACCUUUUUUAUGAUAUGUGUAAAUGUGCAGACUGCACCUUCAAAUGGCCUUAAACAACCUGUCAGUAGUGUUCCUAAUAAGGAUAAGAACUUUAAAAAGCAGUCCAAAACUUUGCCAAUUGACUUAAAUGACCUGCUAGACUACUUCAAAGGAUUCAUAUUAAUGCCUGAUACCAAGACCCCUGGCUGUGAAAAGUGAUUAUACAUUUUUUUUAUUCCCUGUGCUGUCAGCUGUUGUGGUGGUUUGAUGAGAGCCUGAUGGGGUGUUCACUAAACUAAUGCAGCCAGUGAAGAGGAAGAUGUGCGUCAGCAUUAAGCCAAGGCAUGGCAUGCUUUGCCCUGGCUGAAGGAAACAGAAAAUGAAGGGUGACUCAUGCCUGGUGGGGGAAAGGAGAGCUCAGUGAGAGGCAGAAAGAUGGACUAAGGGUCUGGGACGAAUUCUCAGAUCUCGCUAGGCUUGAGAGGUUUCAACGUUUGCUGAAACUAAUGUGAAGCGCUGCCAGGGUACAAUAAUAUAUCUUUGAAGACUGAAGGAUUUGAUUGGUUAUCAAAAACAAGGCAAUCCAAGGCACUUCACAUUGUUUUUAUGCAUUUAUUGUUAUGGCAUGUUUAGUAUAACAGUUGCUUAAAAUAUCUGUGAUCCACAAUUAAUAAAAAUGCUCCCCAAAAAGGCUUUUUCUUUCUAACUAUAC